This is a messenger RNA of Fundulus heteroclitus (mummichog), 4529 nucleotides long. RefSeq names its product solute carrier family 16 member 10 (gene slc16a10). Gene Ontology annotation, molecular function: monocarboxylic acid transmembrane transporter activity. The transcript is spliced from 6 exons. The coding region runs from base 167 to 1663 and encodes 498 amino acids. The record is from RefSeq and is a predicted model, not a curated record. Gene Ontology annotation, biological process: transmembrane transport. Lineage: Eukaryota; Metazoa; Chordata; Actinopteri; Cyprinodontiformes; Fundulidae.
UGGGGGGGAAAGUCAGAAACCUCAACCGGAUCCGAAUGAACGCAGCUUCACCCCGGCUCACAACAAGCCGCCGUCCAGACACGUUCAUCUCCACCGAGUCCUGCCAGAACCCCCCCCCAACUUAUUCCUCCUCUGGGAUUUACGUUAAAAGAGAACAGAGGCGAAAAUGACAGGGGAGGACAAAAAGACCGAGGCUGACGACAAGGAAGUGCCCGCCGGAGAGAUGCCCUCAGAGCAGGGGGUCCCUGCGGAGGAGGAGAAGCAGGAGAACGGGGAGUGCAAGCUGGACGUGUCGGAGAAAACCCCCCCACCUGCGGCGAAGGAGGUGGAGUUCGUCCACCCGGAGGGCGGCUGGGGCUGGGUGGUGAUGCUGGCGUCCAUGUGGUGCAACGGCUCCGUGUUCGGGAUCCAGAACUCCUUCGGCUUGCUCUUCGUGUCCCUGCUGAAGGAGUUCGGCUCGGAGGACGACCAGGACCUGCGCUUCAAAACCUCAUGGGUGGGGUCCCUCUCCAUGGGGAUGAUCUUCUUCUGCUCCCCCAUCGUCAGCAUCUGCACUGACCUCUUCGGCUGCAGAAUUACGGCUGUGGGCGGCGCUGCUGUCGGCCUCGUCGGUCUUAUGGCCAGCUCCUUUGUCAAGACCCUUGGUGUGAUGUAUUUCACAUAUGGCAUUGUGUUCGCCUGUGGCUGCUCCUUUGCCUACCAGCCCAGCCUGGUCAUCCUGGGCCACUACUUUAAGAAGCGCCUGGGCCUGGUGAACGGCAUCGUGACGGCCGGCAGUGGCAUCUUCACCGUCUCCCUGCCCUUCGUUCUGUCGGGCCUGCUGGAAAGUGUGGGCCUGCAAAACACUCUGCGUGUUCUCUGCAUCCUCAUGGUUGUGCUGAUACUAGCCGGCUUCACCUACAAGCCUCUGCUGCCAGCCAGUCCCGUUAAUUCCCAAACAGGAGGAUUCCAACUAAGCCGGAUCUUCAACAAGAACAUCUGGAAGUCUGUGGGAUACCGGAUUUGGGCCUUUGGCAUACCUGCUGCUCUUUAUGGGUACUAUGUACCCUACGUUCAUCUGAUGAACCAUGUGCAAGAGCGUUUUGGACCAGAGGCAAACAAGGAAAUCCUGCUCUUGUGCAUCGGCAUCACAUCCUGCUUGGGCCGAUUUAUCUUCGGCAGUGUGGCGGAUUUCGUCAAGGGAGCCAACAAAGUAUUCCUUCAGGUCAUUUCAUUCCUCGUCAUCGGCGUCAUGUCCAUGAUGAUCCCCCUGUGCCAUAUCUUCGGAGGGCUGAUUGCCGUGUGCCUGCUGAUGGGGCUGUUUGACGGCUGCUUCAUCUGCAUCAUGGCCCCCAUCGCCUUUGAGCUGGUCGGAGCCAAAGAUGUCUCGCAGGCUAUCGGCUUUCUGCUCGGUCUGAUGUCCGUUCCAAUGGUUGCAGGUCCCCCGAUUGCAGGGUUCCUGAGGGACAAACUGGGGAGCUACGACAUGGCCUUCUACCUGGCGGGCAUCCCUCCGAUCAUUGGGGGGAUCCUGCUGUGUCUUAUACCCUGGGUGGAGGCCAGGAACAAGAGGAAGCAAAAGCAGGAGAGCCUGAGCAAGGAGCAAGACGUCAGCCAGAAGAUGCUAGAGCACGAGAAGGCUCAGGAAGAUGCAAAGAACAAAAUAGGAGAUUCUGUCCUCUAAGGGUCUCUCUGCGUCCCCCCAAACAAACUGAAAGAGACAAUCAUUGGGUCAGUCUGGGGUCAGUGCUGACCGGCGGUGUUAAAGUGCUGUUUUUUUUGUGUUUUUAGCCAAAAUUGUAACUACUUCCUUCAGUAUGAUGAAAAACCAAAUGGAAUGAAACAUAUCAGAGUCAAAGUGUUUGAACUAAAGCUAAGAUAAAUGUGAUCCUGACCUGUAUCCUGACGUUGGACCUCACCAUAGAGCUGCUCAUUCAGUCCUCAGUGUCUUUAACAAAUGACCGAAGUCUUGCCUUGCAGCUUCAGCGGGAAAGGCACUUCUUGACACUACCAUGUUUUUGUAGCUGUAGACGUAUGGCAUAAAACCAGCAUUUACAGGAUUAACCAAAGGGUAAAGAGUUUAACUUGCGUUCAGCUUCGUUUUAUGUCAGGACGAUUGAAUCGGCUUAAAAGAUUCCUUCCUAACUAGUCCACCUAUGUUUCUUUGUCUUAAAGCGUGCGAGAACUGCACACCCAGGGCUCAUUAAUAUCUGAAAGCGAUACACGCUAACUAGACACGUGAAAGAUCUUGAAGUUUUAUCUUAACUUGUGUUCUCGCUCAGACACUUGAAGGUAAGCAGCUGAUGAAUUUCCAUCGUUUUCCUGGUUCUGUUGCUGCUUCGGCCAACAUACACAGGUUAUGUUGGACGUCUAUGAGCACGGCUGAAACACAGUACUAACUAAAAUAGCACAGGCGAGCAUCAUACACCAUCCCUUUUAAUUUGCUUUUACAAGUUUUUAAAUGAAGUAAUAUUUUUGUAUAUAUAACAAAGCAGGAAACAGUAGGAAGCUGCUUGCUUUGCCCUGUCCAAACCCUACAUAACCAGAAGUGAAUUGGCAGCGAAGCUCAGGAAUUUUCAGUGUUAUAUGUGAAAAAUGAGAAAUUUCUUGUUUUGUAAAAUGAUGAACUAUUCCAUUAACAGUGCUGCAGCUUGUUUCACUAUUACGAAGUGAAUAUCAAUUCAGGAUGAAAGUAUUACCUACGCCUCUACAUGACCAUAUGUGCCAUUUUUUUAUAGCUGUUCUUUUUUUGGUUUAGGCCAAGUUUUUAAACUCACACAGUUCCUUGCUAAAAUAUUCAUACCCUUUGAACUUUUCCCGGUGUCGUUGCAUUGCAACCUUCAAUGAAUUUACUUGGAAUUUUAUGCUGAAGACCAAAACAAAGGCAUCCCCACAUCAUUAUGCUGCCACCACCACCUUUCACAGAGAGGAUGGUGCAUUCAGGGUGAGGUGCACUGCUAGCGUUCCACCAUAUGUAGCUUUUUAGGGCAGAAGUUUCAUUUUGGUCUCAUCUGAGCGGAGCCAUUUCCUCCACAUGUCCGCUGUGACCGCUACAUGGCUUGUGGCGAAUUGCAAAUGAGACUAGAUGAGAACUGCAUUUUCCACAUUUUUAUCUCUUGUAAAAUGUUAAAAGCCCCUUAUCAUUUUCUCUCCAUUUCACAAUUAUACACUACCUUGUGUUGGUCUGUCACACAAAAACAAAACAAAAUGCAAAUAUUAGAAUAAAUAGCAGCAAAGUCCAGGUCAUAAAGCUGCUGUCAAAACAACCCCAGGUUACCUGCUUGGCUGGAAGACCUUUUAGGAAGAUCAAAUCAUUUUACAUCCCAUAAAAGUCUAAAUGUGAUGAGUUGGUAGAAAUGCUAUUACUCAUUCACUCUUAGUAUCUUAUCAUUUCCGAGUCUCCCCCUUUUGAAUGGAUGUGUGACUUAAUGAUUAACUAUAUGACCAUCAGGAGAUUUAAGCCCUGUUAACCAAUAACUUUGAGCCUGGUCCAAUAACAUAUGAGGAAAAAUAUGUCUUGUAUUUAUUGUUUUUUGUUUUGUUUUUGUAGGAAUGUAAUGCCAUAAUCAACCAGCAUUCACCUCCAGCCUUUAUUUUAUUCGCUGAAGACCAAAGUGUGAUGAAACGAGUGUAUUUGUCCUGUUUGUCUGCUGUUACCUCUCUGUGAGGCCUACCUGCUGGCAGUGGAACCACCUGAACAUGCCACUCGUCGCUCUGCUGGCGCCACCAGCGAUAAGACCGUUUCCUGACUACCUUUAUGCAAAACGCAGCGACAUCGCCGUCCUACAGCAGCGACAGGCCACAGAGCAAGAAGUAUGGCUGAAGUAGCUGUGCCGCUACCAAGCACUUUCUGCACAGAACCAGAGAUGCCUUUAUUUCAAUGCAAGGAGAGAAUUUUAUUGUUUACUAUCCGUCUCCCUCUAAAUAGAUAUUUUAAAUAUAACUGACUCUUUAGCAUACAGCUAGCUUAUUGUACCAUUAUCUCAACGCUUACGAAUGGCACUUUUAAAGCCUUAAAUACUUUGAUUUCUUGUCACUAUACAAACAUUUAGAACUUUUAUGAUGCUGUUUAUUCCUGUGUUGCUGGUUUUACAGAGAGGCCUCAUUAUGCAAUCUGUGUCAGUCAAAGAGACAUGUUGCUAUAAAGAAGUCUGUCUUUGUGAGUGUUUUCUAUCUCUUACCAAGUAUAUCUCUUGUUGGGCUCUUCUCAGCCCUGAAGCUUUAAGCAUUUUAUUGUUUACUAAUCCAGAAUCUUUUGGCAGCCAAUCCGACCACCGGCCCUAUGCAGAAUAUCUUUGCAUAGAAACGUAAUUGGCUAUUUUUUUUUGCCACUUUGUCUUAGUUUUAUAUAUUUUUGUCUUAAAUUCUGUUAUUUUAAUGUUGUGUGACAAAAAAUUCUAGAUGUAGCCCGACAUGAGUCCCCCAAACCGACAGUGAUCUACUUGGGUUUGGCUUGGUUUUAAAAUGUGUUAAACUACAAAGUAUUUGAUUUAUGUAAACAGUCACAUUUCUGUAUUUUCAAGAGAGUAAAAAGGGUUUUCAGGAUUACA